Messenger RNA from Trichoderma asperellum CBS 433.97, 789 nucleotides. Lineage: Eukaryota; Fungi; Ascomycota; Sordariomycetes; Hypocreales; Hypocreaceae. The record is from RefSeq and is a predicted model, not a curated record.
AUGAGGCCAAUCUCUGCUUCUACCCACCGCUCGGGCGGUGUCCUGCCAGUCUACUCUUUCGACCCCAAAACCGUCAAGAGCUGCAUCGACUGGUGGAACAAUGGCGAUGAAACCACUUCCUGCAAACACGUCAGGGACAUGUUCGGCAUCACCCCAGAAGACGUCGACUGCGAGCCCUGGCGUUUCCCCUUGUCCUACUGUGUGUCCACCAGUGACCGCAAUCCCCCUCCAGGCGCCAGCACCACAACCACUCGGGCCUCUUCCACCACCAGCAGCAGCACCAGCUCACAUGUGCCUUCGCCCUCCUUCUGGACGGCCCGGGGCUGCUACCCGGACGAUGAUCCCAAUUUUCCCGUCCUAGAGCACAUAGUGAGCAACAAGGGAGGCGACUCGGCCCUGGACAUUGCCGGCUGCGAAAACUCGUGCUGGAAGGCGUCCGUCAACAACACUGUCCUCUACGCCGGUGUCAAGGCGGUUAACCAAUGCUGGUGCAGCAGCUUCAUCGGCGGAGAGUCGGCGAGCGAUCAGGGCAAGUGCAACAGGCCGUGCAGCGGCAAUAAGAACCAGAUCUGCGGUGGCGAUAAAUAUAUCAAUGUUUUCGAGCCUGUUACUACUAAGGCUACCUCCAGCGCUAGUAGUGCCACAACCUCCUUCUCCAAGACCACUACUCGGACUUCUUCGUCCGCCACGGGCACUGUAACUAACUCCGGGGCGAAUCGCCUCCCCAUAUCCGCAGCUUCUAAGACGUGCAGUUAUCGGAUUCGUCACAAGUUCAAAAUUUCUAAUUGA